Molecule: messenger RNA, 1717 nt
Organism: Cajanus cajan (pigeon pea)
Lineage: Eukaryota; Viridiplantae; Streptophyta; Magnoliopsida; Fabales; Fabaceae
Product: UDP-glycosyltransferase 83A1
Molecular function (GO): quercetin 3-O-glucosyltransferase activity; quercetin 7-O-glucosyltransferase activity
Source: RefSeq, a predicted model, not a curated record
UUUCUCGUCCUCCAUGACAAUAAAAGAGUGUUGAAACUGAGAAUGAAUAGAAAUCCAGACAAACACAAGAUGAGCAUUAAUCCAACAGUUCUAGUUUUACCAUUUCCUGCUCAAGGGCAUGUGAACCCCUUGAUGACCCUCUCAGAAAAGUUGGUCCAGCAUGGAUGCAAAGUCAUUUUUGUGAACUCAGACAUCAACCACAAACGAGUGGUGAGUUCCAUGGUGGAGCAACAACAUAGCAUUGAUGAGUCAAAAAUCAAGCUGGUCUCAAUCCCCGAUGGUUUGGGACCUGAUGAUGACAGACACGAUUGGGGAAAGCUAUGUGAUGCUAUUAGGAGCACCAUGCCUUCUGCGCUUCAGAAGCUCAUAGAGGAUAUUCAUUUGAAUGGGGAUAUUAGAAUCAGUUUCAUCAUUGCAGAUUUUGGCAUGGCUUGGGCUUUUGAGGUUGGCACUAAAUUUGGAAUCAAAGGAGCUAUGUUCUUUCCUAUGUCAGCAACUAUGUUUGCCUUGUUUUACAACACCCCCAAGCUUAUUGAUGAGGGGAUCAUAAAUUCUGAUGGAUUAAUAUUAACCAAUAAAAAGACAAUUCGACUAUCACCAAAUAUGUCAGAGAUGGACAUAGGAACCUUUUUCUGGUUGCAUUUGGGUGACCCAUUGAAUACUAAGGGGGUAUUUGUUUUUUUGGGACACUGUUUACGAACAUUAAAUUUGGCAGAAUGGUGGCUCUGUAACACCAUAUCUGAACUUGAACCUGGGGUAUUAAACAUUGUUCCGAAGCUCCUCCCAAUUGGUCCAUUACUAAGAAGUAAUGACAAUACAAAUGCAACUACAAGAUCAAUGGGACAGUUUUGGGAAGAAGAUCUCUCUUGCAUGAAUUGGCUUGAUCAACAACCUCAUGGUUCGGUCACGUAUGUUGCCUUUGGUAGUAUUACUCUUUUUAACCAAAACCAAUUCGAUGAACUAGCUCUUGGACUAGACCUCACCAAUAGACCUUUUCUUUGGAUUGUGCGUCAUGACAAUAAGUUGACAUACCCUUCUGAAUUCCAAGGGCAUGAAGGUAAGUUAGCUGAAUGGGCCCCUCAACAAAAGGUGUUAAACCACCCUGCUAUUGCUUGCUUUGUUACCCAUUGUGGUUGGAAUUCGACCAUGGAAGGUUUGUCCAAUGGGGUGCCCUUAUUGUGUUGGCCAUAUAUUGCGGACCAAAUUUACAACAAAAUACACAUUUGUGAUGAAUUGAAACUUGGAGUGGGAUUGAACUCAGAUGAAAAUGGACUUGUGUCACGAUGGGAAAUUAAGAAGAAAUUGGACCAACUACUUAGUGAUGAGAACAUGAGAGCAAGGUCUAUAAAGUUGAAGGAGAAGCUAAUGGACAACCAAAUAGAUAGUGGUCAAUCUCUAAAGAACCUCAAUAAGUUGGUCAAGUGGUUGAAAGAAUAACGAUUUUCCUUUGAGCAUAUAUUUUAGGUAAUUUUCUUAGAAUGUGGAUGCAAUUGGAAAUGAUAAUGUUGGCUUUACAACUUCUUAGAUGUGGAAUUUGUCAAUUUGGUGGAGAUUUGUUGUUUUUAUUAGUAAUUGUAUGUUGAUUAAGGCGGGUGAGUUAUAAGUACAUCAAUGUGAAUGUUGCUAUAUAUUAUUUUAGGUGAAAGCUUAAGUUUCUAGUUGAUCAUGAGAUUAUUUGUAAUUAUAAUGUUAUUCAAGUUGUUGGUUUGAAUUUUGG